Molecule: messenger RNA, 2566 nt
Organism: Pristis pectinata (smalltooth sawfish)
Lineage: Eukaryota; Metazoa; Chordata; Chondrichthyes; Rhinopristiformes; Pristidae
Gene: rassf7a
Product: Ras association domain family member 7a
Exons: 5
Coding region: 183-1259 (358 amino acids)
Biological process (GO): signal transduction
Source: RefSeq, a predicted model, not a curated record
CCGGGACCGGGAGCCGGGAGCGAGCACCGAGCGCGUCUCCGCCGGGACCGGGAGCCGGGAGCGAGCACCGAUCACCGCCGGGAGCGGGGAGCAGGAGCCGGGACCGGGAGCGGCGCCGAGUCACGAGCCGUGUGGGGCGCAGCCCCCCCCCCCCCCCCAAUGCCAGUGUCGGGUGGACCCUGAUGGAGCUGAGGGUCUGGGUGGAGGGGGUACAGAGGGUGGUGUGUGGGGUCACCGAGGACACCAGCUGUCAGCAAGUGGUGAUUGCCCUGGCACAGGCCAUCGGUCAGACUGGCCGCUAUGUGCUGGUGCAGAGUCUGCGGGACAGUGAGCGGCAGCUGCUGCCCACUGAGUGCCCACUGCAGCUGCUGGCCAGGAGUGGACAGUACGCCAACGACGUCCGUUUCGUGCUGCACCACACCGGCCCCUCUACCUCGGACCGGCUGGGCUCGGACAGCAGUCGGCCUCAGGGACUGACCGCCGGCGGUCAGGCCCCACGCAGGCGGGAGCUGAAGAAGUCGCUGACCUUCACAGGAGGGGCGGGCGAGGUGUCCGUCCGGGACAGGUGGCAGGCGAGGAGGGGGCAGGAGCCGGCCGCCGAGGAGGGGGCUCCCACCAGGGACCAGCUCUUCCAGCUGAUCCUCAGGCAGCAGCAGCAGCUGCAGGAGAUCGCGGAACGCCACGCUUCCUGCGACCGGGAGCUGGAGAGGGACCGGCCUGGCUGCCGGGACCGGGAGCUAGAGGAGGCGGCGGCGAGGACGGGCGAGGAGGAGGAGGAGGAGUACUGGGAGCAGGAGCUGCGGGCAGAGAGGGAGAGGGAGCGGGAGCUGCUGUGCCGGCUGGGCGAGCUGAGGUGCAGCCUGAAGGAGAGCAGCCAGCAGCUGCUGGGACUCAGCAACAGAGCACAGCUGCUGGGCCGGGAGAUGGAGCAGGAGGGCGAGAGAGCGCGGGAGCAGCAGGCUGCCCAGCUCAGCAGCAGGGAGGCCAUCGGCCGCGUGCAGGCGCAGAUCCACAGCAGAGCCCAGCAGAACCAGCAAAUCCAGACCUCCAUCCUGGAGCUGGACCGGAUGCUGCAGGAGACCGAGCACAGACUGCAGGUCAAAGCUCUGGAACUGGAGGAGUUGAACAAGGAGCUGAGGCAGUGCAACUUGCAGCAGUUCAUCCGGCAGACGGGGAGCGCGGGAGGCCACGGCCGGAGCGAGGAGCAGCCACUGCCCGAGGAACCCCGGCACCACAGGCUGCAGAAUUGGAGUCUGUGACACGACCAACGUCCAGGCAUUUCCUGGGAAACCCUCGAAACCUGCAGAACCCUCUGGUGUCGAGCCUGAACCCAGAAGGUGUGUUUGUUUGAGCUGAGUGUGUGCGGACGGUGACCCCAGAUCCCCAGCCGUGGGCGUGGCUGGGGUGUCUCCAGACCAGGGGCAGUAUCCACAUGAACUGCCAUCGUCACCCUGCCUCGCAGCCCUCUUCCUCCUUGAUGCUGUGCAUCAGUGUAUGGUCACGGUGGUGACCACUCAACUCCCAUCCCUUGAGAAAUCCUCCCCACCUUCAGAGUUCCGCCAAUCCCUCUGGACAGUAACUCCCUCGGUUGCUGAGAGCGCCCGUUUCACUCGUGGGAGUGGAGAGUGUUCCCAGCACCGUCUCUGCCCCACACCAGCUUCCUGCCCCCUCACAGCAUCACAGAAAACUCAAAACGCUAGGAGCCCGUUCGGCCCACCAGCUCUCUGCCAGUCAGAGGAGGUACUGCCUUAAUGUACCAUCCCUCGCCGUGUGAGUCCCAGCCGGCAGUUAUCGGUGAAGACGUGCCUUGGGAAGCUGUGACCCCCACAUCAUCACCCUCUCCUCUGUUCCCCUCUCUCUGUGUUCAUCCAGCUUCCCCACCCUGCUGCUUCCCUGAGCCCUCAGAGGGAGCGAGUAGGUUCCACAAUCUCCCUGUCCUCUGGGGAACAGGAGCAAGAGGAGGCCUUUUGGCCCCACAAGACUGUUCCUCCAUCCAGUGAGAUCACAGCUGGUUAACUGGAUGACUCCGUUCUCUCCCCAUGUCCUCUACACCGGGGUUAACAAAGAUCUGACCUCGGAUCUGCAACCAACAGCUGAGUCACCAACAGGUAUUUGUGUGGAGAGUUGAAUGGGUCCCUCCCCUCUCCUCUCCUCCCCUCCCCCCGUGCAUGCCAGUUGUGAAAAUAACUAAGCUGUUUGGAUUUUAAUGCCAGCAAAGUUACAAAGAAAACCUCUGUUGCAGUUAAGAGUAAAUUGCGAAAAUAAAAUCUAUUUCUACAUAAAUAACUUAAAUUUCCUGUCCCAGUAACGUAUUUACGUAAUUUUUUUGUUUCAGAGUUUCCCCAUUGGAUAGUAGGUAGCUGACAAAUGAGUCGAGGAACUGUUGACGCUGUAAUCUCAAUUCAGUUUGAUAAUGUUUUAAAAUCACUUCAGGCCAGCCUGGCUUGUGAACUGAGAGAGGAUGUUAGCUUGGCUAUCUCAGGAAUGUGAUGUGUAAAAGGUCAUGACUGGCUCAAAUCUUUUUGAUUUAAAGUAUUUUAUGUUCAAAAUAAAUGAAAACUGGAAA